This is a messenger RNA of Rhodofomes roseus, 738 nucleotides long. RefSeq names its product peroxisomal biogenesis factor. The transcript has 7 exons. Gene Ontology annotation, biological process: peroxisome fission; regulation of peroxisome size. Gene Ontology annotation, cellular component: peroxisomal membrane. The record is from RefSeq and is a predicted model, not a curated record. Lineage: Eukaryota; Fungi; Basidiomycota; Agaricomycetes; Polyporales; Fomitopsidaceae. The coding region runs from base 1 to 738 and encodes 245 amino acids.
AUGUCAAGCGUCGCAUCCCAAGUGAUCCUACAUCCGAACGUCUCGAAGUCCCUAAAGGUCCUGGGCACGAACCUCGGUCGAGACAAGCUCUACCGUGCAGUCCAAUACUUUGCACGCUUCCUUGCGUGGUACUUGGUCUCGCGCGGGUACAAGGUCCAGGGUGCGCGAUGGAACGCGCUCAAGUCGCACCUCGCGCUGGCCCGAAAGUUGAUGCGUCUGGGAAAGCCCAUUGAGCAUCUGCAGGCUGCUCUACGAGCCGCCCAGAUCGCGGCUGAGCCGGGGGAGCAGAUCACCACCAUAUGCCGGCAGCUCGGGUACUUCGGCUACUUGACAUACGAUACGCUCGUCUGGGCAAAUGCGAUCAAGUUCUUCAACUUCAAGCCCUCUACUGCCGAAAAAGUCAGCAAGAACGCCAACCGUUUAUGGCUCGCCGGGAUCCUCUUCAGCAUCACCCAUGGCCUUCUCAAGGCGGGGAGAUUGGCGAAUGAUGUCAGGAAGCUGCAGAACGCACACUUGACGGAGAAGGGACAAGACGUCGACCGUGACGCCAAGCUCGGUAACUUAUACAAUGCACGGGACGCAACGCGCCACCAGUUCAUCAUCGACCUUCUCGACGUCUGGAUUCCUGCGAGCAACCUCGGCUUCACUAACCUCAACGACGGUGUUCUGGGCAUCUUCGGUCUCAUCACGUCCCUCAUGGCUUUCCGCCAGCAAUGGUUGGCAGUCAACGGCAAAUAG